Molecule: messenger RNA, 1029 nt
Organism: Cordyceps militaris CM01
Lineage: Eukaryota; Fungi; Ascomycota; Sordariomycetes; Hypocreales; Cordycipitaceae
Product: Casein kinase II, alpha chain (CK II alpha subunit)
Exons: 5
Coding region: 1-1029 (342 amino acids)
Biological process (GO): regulation of transcription by RNA polymerase I; regulation of transcription by RNA polymerase III; DNA damage response
Cellular component (GO): nucleus; cytosol; protein kinase CK2 complex
Molecular function (GO): ATP binding; protein serine/threonine kinase activity
Source: RefSeq, a predicted model, not a curated record
AUGGCGCGCGUCUACGCAGAUGUCAACUCCAACAUGCCCCGCAGCUACUGGGACUACGACUCGGUCAACAUCAGUUGGGGAGUCCUGGAAAACUACGAGGUCGUCCGCAAGAUUGGCCGCGGAAAGUACUCGGAAGUUUUUGAGGGCAUCAACAUUGUCAACUACCAGAAAUGUGUUAUCAAGGUCCUGAAGCCUGUUAAGAAGAAGAAGAUUAAGCGAGAGAUCAAGAUUCUUCAGAAUCUUGCCGGUGGACCCAAUGUCGUUGCGCUGCUUGAUGUUGUGCGCGAUUCGCAGAGCAAAACGCCCUCCCUCAUCUUCGAAUAUGUCAACAAUACCGACUUCCGUAAUUUAUACCCCAAGUUCAACGACCUCGAUGUCCGCUACUAUAUUCUUGAGCUCCUCAAAGCUUUAGAUUUCUGUCAUAGCAAGGGAAUCAUGCAUCGCGAUGUCAAGCCACACAAUGUUAUGAUCGAUCACGAAAACCGCAAGCUCCGUCUUAUCGACUGGGGUCUUGCCGAGUUCUACCAUCCUUCGACCGAGUAUAACGUGCGAGUCGCAUCCCGCUACUUCAAGGGUCCGGAACUGCUAGUCGACUUCCAGGAGUAUGACUACAGUCUUGAUAUGUGGAGUCUUGGGGCCAUGUUUGCGUCCAUGAUCUUCCGCAAAGAGCCCUUCUUCCACGGCCAGAGCAACACCGACCAGCUCGUCAAAAUCGCCAAGGUUCUCGGCACUGACGCGCUCUUUGAGUAUCUCGACAAGUACGAGAUUGAGCUCGACGCCCAAUACGACGACAUCCUCGGCCGCUUCCAGAAGAAACCCUGGCACAGCUUCGUCACCUCGGAAAACCAGCGCUUCGUGUCCAACGAGGCCAUUGACUUCCUCGACAAGCUACUACGCUACGAUCACCAAGAACGUCUGACCGCCAAAGAGGCUCAAGGUCACGCCUACUUUGACCCCGUCCGCGAUCCUGAAGUCUUCAAGCAAAACCUCGCCAACGCAAACAGCGACGGGUCGUACAAGACCUCUUGA